This is a messenger RNA of Poeciliopsis prolifica (blackstripe livebearer), 7367 nucleotides long. RefSeq names its product pericentriolar material 1 (gene pcm1). The coding region runs from base 413 to 6697 and encodes 2094 amino acids. Gene Ontology annotation, cellular component: centrosome; ciliary basal body; centriolar satellite. NCBI's taxonomy places the organism in Eukaryota, Metazoa, Chordata, Actinopteri, Cyprinodontiformes, Poeciliidae. Gene Ontology annotation, biological process: intraciliary transport involved in cilium assembly; cilium assembly; protein localization to centrosome. The record is from RefSeq and is a predicted model, not a curated record. The transcript has 39 exons.
AAUAGGUCACAGACGUUUGGCUAGCGGGGUUCACCAAGCAUCAAGUCCAGUGUGAACUAAGAGUGGCUACGACAAUGGCUGUUGUUGUUUCACUUUUUACUUGGUAACGAAGGACCCAACUGGAAGCUCGUGCUAGCCUCUCGCGCGGUGAAUGGACGGUCAGUCCAAGCGGGCGGUCACCGCCACGCACAACCCAGCUGCAGCUAACGCUAAGCGACUGGUCACCAAUUAACCAGAACGUUUUUUUUUUCUUUUUCUUCAUUAACCUUCAAUGGAAGGUUAAUGUUUGUCGGUUAGAAGUAUGGACUCAUAUCAGCGUUAACCUCUAACGUUAGGUGUUACAGCUUAGAAUAAGAAUAAUGUUUUCAGUUUUGGCUAACUGAUUUGAAACCGCAAGCUGUAAGUGGGUGACAUGGCAACCGGAGGUGCUCCAUUUGAUGACAGUGCAGAAGAGCUGCAGACCUGGACAGCACCCAAUGGCAGUCUGGAAGACAGACUGAACAAUAUGAACUGGGGGAUUCAGCAAAAGAAAGCUAACCGGUCGACAGAGAAGAACAAGAAGAAGCUUUCUGCAGCAGUGGAGAGCCGGCUGACUAAUGAUAUUUCACCAGAGUCCACCCCAGGGGCCGGCCGCAGGAGAACUCGGGCUCCUCAUUCUUUUUCCCACAUCAAAUACACGACCCAAAUGUCUGUUCCUGACCAGGCUGAACUGGACAAGCUACGCCAAAGGAUCAAUUUCACAGAUCUGGAUGAGCGGAGCAUCGGCAGUGACUCCCAGGGCCGCGUCACUGCUGCCAACAACCAGCGGCAGCUAGCCGGAGAGAACAAGAAGCCUUUCAACUACCUGCCUCUGCAUGUCAACACUAACAAGAGCAAAGAGCUGAUCUAUCCCUCAGCUUCUGCCCCAACUACUCCAGCUAUCACAAAGGAAACCAAGAAGCAGAGUGCAGGGCGGAGAGAAACAUUAAGUCCAGUAGGUCUUCGCCAGGAGUCGCCAAGGAUGAGUCGCUGUGGGACAGGCAGAGGACUUCUGAUGGAAGGAGAGUAUGGGAGGCCAGCGCCCACAAUAGACAGCAGCCAGGUGGUGAGCAAACUGGUUCAGAUUCGGGAAUACAUCAGUAAGGCCAGCGCCAUGAGGGACGAUCUGGUGGAAAAAAAUGACGUUCCCGCCAACGUUGAGCGUCUUUCUUACCUCAUCGACCACCUCAAGGAGCAGGAGAAGUCCUAUCUACGCUUCCUACAGAAAAUGCUUGCCCAGGAGAGUGACUGUGACGUUGGGACGCUGGACUCCGCGGUCGGAUCAGGGUCACUGGCUGACAGCUCCUCCCUUAACGUAGAGGUCCAGUCUUCAGAUGCUUCAAAUAUAAUAGGUGGUAGGACAGUGGGUGUGCGUGCCGACCAGAAGGAGGAACUGGAGAACCUGCGUAAGCAGCAUGAGCUGCUGAAGAAGAUGCUGGAGCAGCAGGAGCAGCUCAGAGCGCUGCAGGGCCGACAGGAAGCUCUAAUGGCCAUGCAGCACAGUGCAGAGCAGGCGCUCGCUGUGAUCGAAGACACAGUCGUGACAGAAACCACCGGCAGUGUUUCUGGCCUCAGCAUCACAUCAGAACUGAAUGAAGAGUUAAAUGAGCUGAUUCAGCGUUUCCACAACCAGCUGCACGACUCUCAGACCAAAUCGGUGCCAGAUAACCGUCAUCAGGCUCAGAGCCUGUCCCUCUCCGGAGAAGUGUCCUGGUCCUGCCCCCCCCACGCUGUUGGUCCACCUCAGCACAGGCCGCUCCUUCACUCCGCUUCCGGCCCGCAUGCCGGUCUGGACACCGAGGGAGCUGCCGCCAGCACCAAACUCACCAAGUUACAAGAACUUAAAGAUAAAAAGCAAACAAUGGACAAGAUUCUGCAAGAAUUGCAUUCACUGCGAGACCAGACACUAAACAACAACUCAUGUCGGGGUCUGUCAGCACAGUGCAGUUCAAGUUUAGGAGGAUCUUCAGAUUGUACAUCAGCUCUCUGCUCCAAUGCAGCCUCUACUUCCUUUCAGCCUUUAUUCACACAACAGAACGGCUCCGGUUCUUCAGACAAGCUCAGGAAGCUGAAGGAGGUCCAUAAGCGCCUUAAUGAACUGAGGGAGUUGGUUCAGUACUAUGAGCAGACGUCUGACAUGAUGGUGGACGCCGUCAAUGAAAAUGUGAAAGAGCCUGAUGAUGAUGAGGAGGAGGAGGAGGAUGAAGAUGAGUCGGUGGAUGGAUCUGUAGACGUAAACAGACACGCAGUGAAUAGCCUGACCUACGGCCGCAGCUUCAGGAGCAGCACUACAAACAACCAGGACGGUCGACUCAACACCGAGUGUGAAAUCAACAACCGAGCAGCAGCCAACCUCCGCAGCCUCAACGUCACCACGCCUAUAGAGUGCCAGUACAACAGGGACCUUGCCUUUGUGCAGGUAAAGGAUGAUGAUGAUGAUGUAGACGGCAUUGAUAAUGAUGAAGGAGGCCAGGCCAUGCUUCCAGACAGUGCAUCGGAGUCCAGUCGAGGGAGCAGCUUUGGGAACGCUGCGGGUUUCCCUCCCAAGGUUCACCGGCAGAUGGCGACGCAGAAGCUGAGGCAGCUGCAGGAGCUGGUUGCCAUGGUUCAGAGUGAUGACACGGAUGGAACAACAGCCAAUGACGAUGAAGCUUUACACCAGCAGCCCAAUAACACCCGAUCUGCUGUGUGCGGGCCGUCUGGGGCCGGAUCCAAACAGAAUCCAAGAGACCUGGUUCUCUCCACCAAGUCCCGGGAGAAGCUGUACGAGGAGAAGUUACGUCAGCAGAAGCAGGAACUGAGGCAGCUUCACGAGGAAAGACAAAGACUUAUAGAAAUCCAAGGAAAGAUCCAGGACUUGCAGUGGACCUGCCCAGACCUUCCGUCGUCUGUGUCCAGCACAGGCAGCCAGCACGGUCUGCUGAGGAAGGCUCCACUUGCAGCUUCCACCCCUGCUAACGUCAAAGCUUCUCCUCCCCCUGGACCCAAAACCAACUUAACCGUGCUCAAACCCACCGCUCAGGAGGCAGCUUCUUCCUCCGUCACCGACAACGAGCAGCUUUGGUCCGAAAUGAGGCGGAGACAAAUUUUGCGAGAAGACCUGCGACAGCGGCGAAAGCAGCUGGAGUCGCUGAUGGCCGAACAUCAGAGACGUAGCGGUUUCCGUGACUCCUCCUGUCAGAUGGAAGAGCAGGAGGGGAGUGCUACUCUCUCGCAGUCCAUCAACAGGGAUGAGAGAACAAUGGCCACAUGGGGGUCCAGUCCUUGCAACCUGGAUGAUGAGAAUGAGGAAGAGGAUGAUUAUCACUCUGAGAUGUGCGCUGAGGAGGAAGAGGAAGAAUGUACAGAGAGCAGCUCCGAUGAUGAGAUCCACAUCUACUCGUCCAGGAUGAACCAGAGCUCCUACAGUAACAGGAAGAAUCAGGGAAGUAACCUGAAGCCUCCGGCAGCCUUUUCCUGUGACUCCGAGGCUCAUCUUUACAACGAGACAAAGGUGAAUGAUCAGAGCCGAGGCGCGAAGCCGCCUGUGGGCCAGCACGGAGGCGUCCGGCGUCAGGAGAACCUACGCUGGGCCUCAGAGCUCUCCUUCGCCGAGGGCUCCAGCCACUGGCAGGAGCAGAUGAAUCAGCUUCAGAGGCAGCUGGACUUCAGCACCAGCAUGUGUCAGACGCUCCUGCAGGACCAACAGACUCUGUCAUACAUGUUACAAACCCUGCUGACGGGCCAGUACAGCGUCUUGCCCAACAACGUGUCGUCACCUCAAGUCCACCUGGUGAUGCAUCAGCUCAAUCAGUGCUACACCCAGCUGGCCUGGCAGCAAAGCAACGUCCAGAGGCUGAAACAGGUUCUGAACGACCUGAUCCAGCAGCAGCAGCGUCAGCAGCAUCAGCAGCAGCAUCAUCAUCAUCAUCAGCAGCAGCAGCAGCAGCCCUCCCCCUCAGCACCAGGUUGGCAGACACAGAAGCAGAGUUUGGCUCAGGAGUCCGGUCCCAGCCCCUCUGCCUCCCCCGGCAUAUUCCUUCCUUUUACCUCUACGAUGCAUCCUUCAGCUCUCAACGUAGCGAACUCCACCUUAUCUCCAUUCUCCCCCGGCUUCAACUUGUAUCCGCCAUUCCCUGGUGCCAUGGGUGAGUUUCCUCCGAGUGCAGAAGGUCCAGCUUCACCUGAGCAUCAUAAAAUGGAUCCCAAUACAUCGAUCAAAACCGAGUACAUGGGUUUCCCUCCGCCACUGCAGCGCUCUCCUCUCAACACAGCUUCAGAAGGAGGAUCAGCUGUACGACUGAACACCUCCUACACCAACAACAUAACCCGACAUCUGCCGUCUAAAGCAGAGCUGCAAGAGUCUCCUCUCUCAUCCCCCAUUUUUAACAAAUCCCAGUCGAGGGUGCAGGAGUUUAAGGCUUCCCAGGACAGCUUUUGCAGUAUCCCUGAUCCCGAUGAUCCGGCCACGGUCACAAAGACCUUUAAGCCUGGGAAAAAGGCCUCUGCACAAGCCAACCUGGCAUCUCGAAGCAAAACCUCCAAAAACAGACGCAGGAAGAGCAAAGGGCACAACAAGAACAAUGGAGGCCAAGAUAGCGACAGCUUUAGCAGCACUGCAGAGUUCGGCCAGGAGAGGGCAGGCUUGUCUCAUCACAAAGACCAGAAUCAGAUUCUGUUGGACAAACUGACUCAAGAAAAACUGGACAGCAAGGCGAGGCUCGGAACCAAACGGAACGACCUGUCCUCUGCUUAUGCUUGGAGAACUCCCUUCCUCUCUAACAGAAUUGCAUGCACAGAAGCUCCAGAUGCGAGCAGCGACUUCUCCUUGUUUGAGGCGCUGCGGGAGACCAUUUACUCUGAGGUGGCCACUUUGAUAUCGCAGAAUGAGUCGAGACCCCACUUUCUCAUCGAGCUCUUCCAUGAGUUGCAGCUGCUCAACACAGACUAUUUACGCCAAAGAGCUCUGUAUUCGCUGCAGGACAUAGUGACCAAGCACCUGGCAGUGAGGCGCGCGGCCGAGGACCAGCUGCCUCCCCUGGGGUCGAUUGUGUGGACAGCAGGCUCUCAGUCUGAGCUGACUCCCAGCCAGAGUCUGGUCACCAGUGAUGAAGAGGUGUUGGAGAAGAACUUGAGGCAUGAGCAGGAUCUAAAGAGGAGAGAAGACGCAGAAUUUGUUGAUAACGACAGCAACAUGUCAACCUCCUCCAACCUGGAACCUUUUGCUAAUGAUGACCUGGGCAACACAGUGAUUCAUUUAGACAAAGCUCUGGUGAGGAUUAGGGAGUAUGAGCGCAUGAAGCUUAAAGCCGAGUUUAACCCUCGCAGCGGCAGCAGCAGGUCUGACGCAACAAAUGCUAGAGGUGCUUCCGCUAACCCCGCUGACCCAGAGGAAGAAAGUGCAGCCAACGGUGUGCACUGCCCUCAGAUCGACACCCAGCAGCUGGACCGGCAGAUUAAAGCCAUCAUGACCGAAGUCAUUCCCUUCCUAAAGGAGAACAUGAACGAAGUGUGCUCCCAUCAGCUGCUGACGUCCGUGCGCCGCAUGGUGUUGACUCUCACCCAGCAAAACGACGAGAGCAAGGAGUUUGUUCGCUUCUUCCACAAGCAGCUGGGAGGAAUCCUGCAGGAAACUCUCUGUAAAUUUGAGGGCCGUACGCUGAGGGACUGCGGGGAGGAUCUGCUGGUGGAGAUCUCAGAGAUCCUCUUUAACGAGCUGGCCUUCUUCAAGCUGAUGCAGAAUUUGGACAGCAGCAACGCCGCCGCCAACCUGGGAGUUAAAUAUAAAAAUCAGAAAAAGUCUCCACAGCUCUGUAAAACAAAUCAUAACCUGGAGGAGAACUCGGAAGCAGAUGCUGCUAAGUCUGUUUCUCCAGCAUUUGCUGAUGAGGACAAGGAUCAGAAUCAGACAGAAAAGCAAGAAUCUGGAGUCCUGCAGGAGGAUUACCUGCAGACUGAGGGGAGGAGCAGCCCUGGGUCAGAAGGUGAAGAGGAGGAGGAGGAUGAAGGACAAGAGGAAGCAGCUCCUCUGUCAAUCAGCCUAUCUAAAGCAGAGACUCAGGCUCUAACCAACUACGGCAGCGGAGAGGAUGAAAACGAUGAGGAGGAGGUGGAGGAGUUUGAAGCUGGACCUGUAGACGUGCAAACGUCUCUGCAGGUUUCGGCUGACGGACAGGCGGAGCAGGAAGUUGUUGCGGCGGUCACAACCAGCAGCGAACCUGAAGAGAAAAUCUCUGAACAGAACUGUUCAGAAACAAACGAGGUCAGUAAUACAGCCGAGACCUUGGACUCCUCAGCUGAAGAGCGCACUCUGGUGGAGCUCCAGAGCACAGAGGAGCAGCAGGAAGCUGUGGCUGCAGCUUCUGCAGAGGAGGCUGCUGAAGCCUCCCAUGACGUUUCCAAGGAGACGGCCAGCAGCCCCAGCUCUGACUCGCCCGUCCUCCUUCCCGUCAUGCAGGAAGUCGGAUCGGGAAACACGAGUCAAAAGUCGGACGAGGAAGACUUCGUCAAGGUGGACGACGUUCCUCUGCAGCUUACGGUGAUGUGUGAGGAGGAGCUGCAGAAGAGGAUCGUGGAGGAGCAGCAGAACAACAACCUGUCUGUGGAGAUCCUGAACGGGAACGCCGAGCUGCUGACCGGCCUGGUGGGGAACGCUCAGGCUCUGAAGGAACCAGACACAACUGAUGCCCAGAGCGUGUAAAGACGACUCCAGAUGUCUCACUCUCCUGAUUUCCUGAGAAUCCUCCCCUCAGUUCGCUUCUCUAAUCCGCUCGUUUGGACAAGAAAAGUUCUGCGUUAUCUGUGAAUCUUUAAGGAAGCCCAACACUAUAAGUUAAUGUUUGUUGUAGUUUACCAAUUUGUUUGGAUUUAUCUCCUGCUGCUGAUCACAUCCAGAUGUUUCUUUGGUUCUGGGAUUAGUUUGACAUGUUUUAUUAAUAUUUUUUAUCUCUUCUUGCCUGGCCCUGCUGUAGCUGUUUUCACCGUAUUCAUAUUAAUUACCGUCUCUUGAUGGUUCAACCAGCUGCUGUUACAACAAAUAGUCUGUGUAAAAUUAAGUACACACUCUUUAAAUUCUAGGGUUUUGUUUUUUUCUGGCAGUGUAUUUAAUGUUUGGCCACAUGUUCCAUGUUAUUGUCUUCUUUAGUUUUCCAAUUGAAGUUAGAUUCAGAUAGUUUUAGUAUCUAUAGAGUUUAUUAAAGUUCUGGAACUGAGAGUGUACUUUUUUUUAUGACUGUAUGUACAUAUGUGUGUGUGAUGGGGCAAAUAGAGCAAAUCUUAGUUGAAGUUUUUUUGCUCAAAAUGAUUCCUCUGUCUCAUCCUCAGAACUGUAACAUGUUUCUGCUUUUCUUAUAAUAAACCAAAUGACUGGA